UACUUUGAAUUAGGCGCUAAAUUAAUUCAUGAAAAGGAAUCAUUUUCUCAACGAUGGCAUCAACGUGGUUGUACGGCACUGUGUUAUUGUACAUGUCCUUGUCAAUCGCAACAAAAUAAAGAAAUUGAUAAUAAAAUGCCGUAUACUGAUGAUGCUUAUGUGCUUAUUCGUAAUCAUCCUCUUUUUGUUGCCAGUGAACAACUCCAGUAUCCUGACCAUGUUCAGCAACCUUUUAAUACCUUUCUACGUGAUGCAUGGUAUAGACAAAAUAAAUAUUUCUUCUAUGGUAUACGGCUUGUGUCAUUUCUUUUGUAA
This is a messenger RNA of Adineta ricciae, 315 nucleotides long. NCBI's taxonomy places the organism in Eukaryota, Metazoa, Rotifera, Eurotatoria, Adinetida, Adinetidae. The record is from the annotation of a GenBank genome assembly.